Branchiostoma floridae (Florida lancelet) is the source of this 2194-nucleotide messenger RNA. Its product is annotated as dimethyladenosine transferase 2, mitochondrial-like. The transcript has 11 exons. Gene Ontology annotation, cellular component: mitochondrial matrix. The record is from RefSeq and is a predicted model, not a curated record. Gene Ontology annotation, biological process: rRNA methylation; transcription initiation at mitochondrial promoter. Bases 298 to 1644 code for a protein of 448 amino acids. Gene Ontology annotation, molecular function: mitochondrial transcription factor activity; rRNA (adenine-N6,N6-)-dimethyltransferase activity. NCBI's taxonomy places the organism in Eukaryota, Metazoa, Chordata, Leptocardii, Amphioxiformes, Branchiostomatidae.
UCACCCUGGUCGACUGCGCGUCUUCUUAGAUUUUGAUGAUCUGUGAUCCACUUUUCUCGUGUGUUGUUUGCGUUACAUAAGUCUUAAAGCAACAUGUUGCCUAUAGGCUGUGUACAGACGUUUUAAACAGUCAGUUUAGGGUUUAUAUAUUGAUCUGGUGGAGGACAACGGUACAGAGCGGAGUUGGGGAGGGGGGUAUGUUACGACUUGGCAAGGAGGAGCUUGGAGUCAUAAUUUUGGACCAAGUUGUAUAAUCCCCUUCAUCGGACGACUGAUUGUUAGUAUCAGCUUUCGAUCAUGUGGCUGUUUAUCAGCAAGUCUCCAGUCAUGAUGCUGCCGCUCCACCUCAGCAGGCAGACGGUGUGCAGCAGGUUACUGGGGGCAUCCAAACUUCUCCAGGAGACCCAGCCUCACAGUCACAGCCUGAGCUGCCACAGAAACUCUGGUGUGAGAUGGGUGUAUUCUGCAGCCUAUGCUGUCACACCAAAAAAUGUGUUACUGUGUACGGUUGGACAGUAUAGACUUGGGGUUCUCCUACUCCCAGCAAGGACGUCGGCAUCAGGACCACAACUGCCUCCACUGCCAUCCACGGAGGAACUAGUGAGGAAACAUGGGUGCCUCAGGAGGGCUUUCAAGUCCAGGAUCAAGAACAAGUACAUCCUAGACCCAGCACUGGCAGCUGUUGUAGUCGAUCACCUGGGAGAUCUUUCAGAGAACAAGCAGUGGAUAUUUGAGCUCAAUCCAGGCCCAGGUGUUGUGACAAGAGAGUUGCUGGCAGCUGGAGCCAGCAGGAUUCUCAUACUGGAGAAUGACAAACUGUUUCUGCCAUACAGCAUGGCUCUAGCUAAGCAUGUCAGGGACAGAGUACAUGUAAAGUAUGCAGACUUCUUCAGGAUAGAUCCCAUGGGAGAUGGGGUCAUCAAACAGCCAGCUAUCUCAUCUGUAGAACUGUUCAACAAAAUCCAACCUGCUCACUGGAAAGAAGAAGUGGUUGUGCGAGUCGUUGGGAUGUUGUCCCAGGAGAAAGAGAAGACACACCUAAGACACUUGUGCUACAGGAUCCUGGAGAGAUCAUCACUGUUUGAGUAUGGGCGUAUGGAGCUCAAUCUCUUUAUAACAGAAAAAGUGUAUAAUAUGAUUACAGCUCCACCAGGCGUGGACCUUGUUAUUUAUGAGAGCACCUCCAUCCUGUGUCAAGCCUGCUUUGACAUCCAACUUCUUCUAAAGGAACCCAAUUCUAGAUUUUUGCCUGUACAAGUCAAGGGUCAAACAACUUAUAAGCACAAGGCUAAUGCAGACAGGUUUGUAAAUGACCACAUGUGUCUGGUGAGGCUGACCCCUAAAGCGGCCCUGUUUGACCAGGGACUGACCCCACAGAAUGGCAGCCAGUUCAUCUUCCUCGUUAGACAGCUCAUGGCCAAGCCUAGAGCCAAACUUACAGACAGGAUGGAAAUCUGGGUGCCCGGCAGCUUGAACAUUCUGUCAGACCUGGGGCUGAGGCCGGACAUGCGGGCGGGCGACCUCUCCCCAGCACAGUUCAUGAAGCUGUUCCUCCUGCUGCUGAAGAAUGGCAGCUUCCACAACACCUGGUGGGAGGACGAGGCUUACGAACAGAUCCACUCCAUCAACAACAGAGCAGCCUGACAGGAUGACAGGGAAAACCCAUCAAAGUACAAGAUUCAGCCAGCAUGAAGGGUUCACAGUGCUAAGAUACUUGUGGUUACAAGUCUUCUGAAGAUGCUUGGACAUCAAUUGGGUCCAUGUAUGCUCUUGUGCCAUCUAGUUCCUCAGCCUUAUGAUAAUUACCUUCCUUGACCUCAUGAAUGACAGAGGAGAUCCCAUCUGAACAGCAUGUUGACUGCUUCGUGUUGUAGACUUCACCAUGGGCUUCCCCCCCACAGCAGUCCAAUUCCCCACUGGUCCAGUUGUACUUCUUUGCGCCACAGAAUUUCAAGUCAGGACCAGCUACACAAGGAACAACAUUUUACUUAACAACAGGAUACUGAAUGUCUCCUACAUGUACUUUGUAUCAGUGAAGAACAGGGUCAUUGAACAUGUCAUUGAACAGAUAUUGACAGAUUACUUUGCAUGUUAAUGCUGAACAGAUAACAUCAUUUUUAUUCUUUUUUUUCUUGGUCUUUAUAUUAUCCUAUCAGAUUAUCUGACUGUGGUAAAAUAGAGCCAAAUACCCAGU